Molecule: messenger RNA, 2331 nt
Organism: Perca fluviatilis (European perch)
Lineage: Eukaryota; Metazoa; Chordata; Actinopteri; Perciformes; Percidae
Exons: 7
Coding region: 94-1017 (307 amino acids)
Molecular function (GO): dioxygenase activity
Source: RefSeq, a predicted model, not a curated record
CUUGUCUGCUUACUGUUUGUUGUUAUUAUUACAUCCUGUGGGUUAGACAUACUUUGCAUACCUGUUCAGAAACACAUUUUGGUUCUUUUAAAAAUGAGCAUUCCAGUGGUGGACUUUGGCGCAUACAGCCUGAGUAAGGAAGAUGUUACCGACGACCAGAUGCGAAAUUUAAGCAAAGAGUUGAAAACCGCUUUUAUAGAAGUUGGUUUUGUUUUUCUGAAGAACACUGGGAUCACUCAGGAGGAGGUGGAUGGUGUUAUGGCCAUAUCCAAGACAUUCUUCCUGCAGCCAGAUGAAGUGAAACAACCCUUCAGCAGGAAAAGCUUUGCCAACAAUCCCAACCACGGCUGGGUGUCUCUGGAGACUGAGAAGUUGAAUCCACGUCGGCCUGGAGACCUAAAGGAGGCAUUCAACUAUGCUUCACUCCACCCUGACAUUAAAUGGCCAUCUGUAAAAGGGUUCCAGGAGAUCCAGACGUCUUUCUUCCAGCGCUGUACAGAGCUAAGUCUGCGGGUGCUGAGGGUGAUGGCCCACAGUCUGGGUCUGAACCCAGAGGUGUUCCUGAGUGCGCACCGUUUAAUAGGAACUGAUGAGAAUGGCACAACACUGCGGUCUCUGUACUACCCCCCAGUAAACCAUGAGAAAGUGAAGGAGGGUCAGCUGCGAUGUGGAGAACAUUCCGACUACGGCAGCAUCACCCUGUUGUUUAGCAGCUCUGAGGGUCUGCAGGUUCGAAAACGUUCAGGUGAAUUCAUCUGCGCUCCCUCCGUCCCCGGAGCGGCCCUCAUCAAUGUCGCUGAUCUGAUGCAGCGCUGGACCAAUGAUCAGUUUGUCUCUGUGCGCCACAGAGUUGUGCUGCCCCCUGCUGGGGACUCCCGCACACGUCAGUCUCUGGCUUUCUUCGUCCAGCCGGAUGAUGAGGCUCUGAUCACCUGCUGCGACGGCUCCAACAAAUACCCCCCAGUUACAGGAGGCGACUACCUCAUGGAGCGAUUCAAUGCCUCAUAUGGAAACUGAAUCUCUACCCCGCCCUAUUCUGUACAGGCAGCCAGCGUAGGGAGGCAAGAAUGGGAGUAAUGUGCUCCCUCUUUUUGACCUUGUCAAAACUCUUGCUGCUACAUUUUGAACUAGUUGGAGACAAGAUGAUACCAAACUAUAACUGGUUGCAAUAAUCAAGGCAGGGAGAUAUAAAGGUAUUAUUAUUUGACUGUUUUUAAUUGUAAAGUGUUUUAGUUUUGGUUUUAGGACCAUACUUCAUGGUCCUAAAAUUGCACCUAAAAUGUAUUGAUCUAUACCUGGAAUUUAUUCAUGUUUUAUCAAGUUAGUUUUGUCUAAAAUAAUCAAUAUGUCACUUUAGAUCCCACACUGUUUUUACAUUUGAAAUAUGAUGGUGUCAGUGAUAUAAACUUAUAUAAACUUUAUUUCAGUCCCAGGGCGAUCCAUAUCACAAUAAAAAGCACACAGAGUAUAACAUAAAAUACAAAAAUGCAAAACCUUCCACAAUGUUUAGUGUCUGACAUACAGACGUUCGCCAAUGGUUCCACAGUCUGGAAGAAAAAACAGGUUAGCCAAAACAGUGAUCAAGUCAUUUUCUGACUCAGAUCCCCUACAAAUAAAUCUAUACAUCAGGAUACGUAAAACAGCAGAGCAGAUAGGUACCCCGACACUGACAAACAUGCUGUCAUUAUAAGCCACUAUGAGUUUUCUAAUGCUGCCUUGCUUAUAACGACACCACAGGUAGGCAGUAGAUCUUCACAGAUACACAGCACAUGCUAAACUUACGACGCAGCACGUUAGCUUGAGCAUACAGCUUCCGACGCUGCCUUAUCAUCAGACAGGUCAUUUGCAAUAAUAUGGCCCAAAUAUGUAAUCUCACUGCACACCCUAAGUGCAGUGCCAGACAGAUAUAAGUCAGGGAAGGUUGACUGUCUGUCUUCUCUACUUCUAAUAAUCAUGAUCUUACUCUUUUUGGCAUUGUAUUUUAUAUCAAAAUCAGCACCAUACUGGGUGCAUAUUCUCAGAAGCUGUUGGAGACCAGCACUAUAUGGGCUAAAAAUGACCAAAUCAUCUGCGUACAUAAGGUGAUUAAUUAGUGAGUCACCAACCCUACAACCUGUACCACAUACAUUUAAAAUCAAGGAACAAUCAUUCAUAUACAUAUUAAAAAGAAAAGGAGACAGAAUUCCACCCUGGCAGACACCAUUGGCCACUUGGAAGGGGACAGAUGUAACAUUCCCCCAUCUAACUAUCAUUGUCUGAUGCGAGUACCAAUACACCAAGAUUCUGUGAGUUAAUGUGUAUGAUUUAAAAAAGAAACAAACCUCAAACCUG